Messenger RNA from Parascedosporium putredinis, 1071 nucleotides. Lineage: Eukaryota; Fungi; Ascomycota; Sordariomycetes; Microascales; Microascaceae. The record is from the annotation of a GenBank genome assembly.
AUGGCGCAGAAUAGGCAUUGGGAACAGGACAAGGACGCCACGGUCUACAUCGGAAACAUCGAUGAGCGCGCCGACCCCGCCAUGGUGUACGAGAUCAUGCUCCAGAUGGGGCCCAUACACAACAUCCACAUGCCGCGCGACCGCGUCACCCAAAACCACCAGGGCUUCGGCUUCGUCGAGUUCCGGACGCCGCUCGACGCCGAAUACGCCGCCAACGUGAUGAACGGGGUCAAGCUCUACGGCAAAUCCCUGCGCGUCAACAAGGCGUCGGCGGACAAGCAGAAGCAGGCCGAGGUCGGCGCCGAGCUGUACAUUGGCAACCUCGACCCCACCGUGGACGAGAAGCUCCUCUACGACACCUUUUCGCGUUUCGGCCCCUUGCUGUCGAUUCCCAAGGUCGCGCGCGACGACGUGGCGCACAGCAAGGGCUUCGGCUUCGUGUCCUACGCCGAUUUCGAGAGCUCCGACGCCGCCAUCGCCAACCUCAACGGCCAGUACAUCCUGAGCAAAGAAGUGUCGGUCCAGUACGCCUUCAAAAGGACGGCCGAGGCGAGAGGCACGGAGACGAGGCGGAGAGAGAGCUCGCCAAGCAGGCCAAGAAGCGCAACCUCGUCCCCGAAGCCGCCACCAUCCCCGCCGCUUUCCUCAACAACCCGCCCCCGCCCCCGCCGCUCCUGCCUCCUCCGUCCCGCCCCAGGGUGUCCCGCGCGCGCCCGUCGGCGGGCCCCCGGCGGCUUCGAUCCCUCCCACGCCAUGGCCGGGAUGCCCACCGGCAUGCACCCGCAACGCAUGGCUGCCAAUUUCAGCGUCCCCUCCCGCGGUCCUCCCCCGGGUUCUCCAACCCCCUCGGCCACCCCCAGGGGCGGUUUCACCAACCCCGCCGACUUCCAUCCAGGCUCAUACCGUACACCGCCCGGAGGCGCGGCGGCGGCCCCACCACCAGCUUUCUCGCCGCCGCCCGGGUUCGGACCGCCACCCGGCGCUGCUCCAGGCGGGGCACCGGGUGCACCGCCCGGUUUCAUGCCUCCCCCACCCGGGUUUCAGCCGCCGCCCGGGUUUCAGAGGAGGUAA